Molecule: messenger RNA, 3936 nt
Organism: Cyclopterus lumpus (lumpfish)
Lineage: Eukaryota; Metazoa; Chordata; Actinopteri; Perciformes; Cyclopteridae
Gene: ctc1
Product: CTS telomere maintenance complex component 1
Exons: 24
Coding region: 115-3765 (1216 amino acids)
Biological process (GO): positive regulation of DNA replication; telomere maintenance via telomere lengthening
Cellular component (GO): CST complex
Molecular function (GO): single-stranded DNA binding; telomeric repeat DNA binding
Source: RefSeq, a predicted model, not a curated record
UCAACAGGAAGUAGAGUUUAAAGACGUUUUAACGCGGGGCCGUUUGUUUACAACUCUCUGAUGUGGAUCCAGUAAUCGAUACUAAUAUCAGCAGUCAGUGAUCAGCCUGUAGACAUGGACUCCCUACAGCUGUUCCUGGAUCAGCUCAAACCCAGCGGGGAAGCUGAAACCACCUGGUUAAAGGAGAUGUUCAGCUUCCUCUCAGAACACCUGUCUCCUGAGCUCUCUGGACCCGCCCCUCGUGCUGCUGAUGACUUAUUGACAGGUGUGUUUGUGGUGAGGAAGAUCCAGGAGAACAUGGCUGGACCACACAGCUUUCCUGUGAGCUACCGACCCGUGUCCGUCUCAGGGCUGCUCUCCCUGCAGCACCUGGCUUGUGUCAGCAACCUGUCCUGGAGCACCAAUCAGCAGCGAGCGUGGGCAAAGGAGGCAGGGAUUUCUCUGCCGGGUCACCUGACUCUGCCGCGGGUCAACCUGCUGCUGAUUGGCUACCUGAGAGAAGGGCGGGCCGGAGAGUGGAGGCUGACGGACACAAGUGGCAGCGUCAGGUGUGAAUGCCUGUCUCCCUCUCCUCUGUGGCUGAACCGGCCGGUCUUCCUCCCUCACUGGAACUACAUCCCCCAUAAUAUCCCGGGACAGGAUCAGGAGGAGGCCGGAGGCUACGUUGAGCUGAUUGGUUCUCCGGUUCUGUUGUGUCCCGGCCCUGGUCAGGGAUUGGCUGUUAGUCCUGCAGGAGGGGCGGGGUUUAGCAGAGCAGUUGGAGUGAGAGAGGCUGCUGGUUUAAUGGACAACAGGACUCGUGGACAGCGUCUCUCAGUCUUUGGUCUCAUGGGUACUGUGUGCCCUCAGCUGGUCGUGGCAGGAACAACCUUCUUCUGCUUCUGGCUGACAGACGACUCUCACGCUCUUCGUGUCCUUGUCAAGGACAGAAGCCGGCUGUGGUGGACUCAGUGUGUGUGCGUUGGUCAGAGUGUGUGUGUGACAGCGUUGCGUGUGUGUGUCCUACGAGGCUGGAGAGGAAACAACAUCCUGUGUGUGACCGACCAGUCGGACUUGCACACAAACUACACGCACACGCUGUUGGAUACGCCCCCACCACUGAUGAUGUCACACGUUGAUGAUGAAGAAUGUGAGGAGCCUGAGAGAUGCGUCAACCAAUCAGGUGUCAGGAUGAAAAAGUCCAGAGUCAUCAGUUACCAGGGCACUGUGACUAAGGUGGUGAGUGAGGGGGCCGGACUGUACGUGAUUGACAGGAAGGUGGGACUGUGUAUGGCCUAUCAGCCGACAAUGAGGAGGAAACUGAGAGCAGGAGACUCUGUGGAGCUCCAUCACGUCCACUUCCUGUACCGGCCCUGUCCUGACUUUCCUCCCAGCAUGCUUUGCACCUGCUUGCGCUCUAGCCUCCGGGUCACCGCCUUCAGCCGGGUGGCGGCGUCGUCACCUGACUCCAGCUGCCCCGGUGAUGGCGCAUUGCCCCGGUUACUGCUGGAGAAAAACACGGGAGUGUCCGAGUACCUGUGGGCGUGUCACCUGAGCUCACAGCUCACUCACAGUCUGGUCCCCCGUGUGUUGAAGAAGCAACAGUGUGUGUGUGUGUUGUCCUGGAAGCUGAUGGAGUAUGUGUUAGGAGGAGGAGGAGGAAGAAGGGAUAUCUACUCAGAGAUGUUGGACGAGCCUCACACCUGUCCUCUGACACAGUACAGGGCUGACCCUACAGUCCCUCAGUGCAUCAGUGUCUCAGAGCUCAGCCGGUCUCUGGAGUCCGACUGCUGGUCUUUGGUCUCUCUAAGCUCUCUGCUGCCUGCUGGUGGAUCUAGUCUGACCAGGUCUCAGAUCAACACAGCACUGGCCUGGUCCUGCAGGACUCUGACCUCUAACCUCCAGGAACGGCCCCAGACUGGAGACAGACUCUGGCGGCGCCCCCUGCUGGUGGUCGGGGUGCUGGAGCUCCCGUCACAGACGUCAUCAUGUGACCUCACGCUGCACCUCAGAGACACCACGGGAGCUGUGGCCUGUGUUGUCACGGAAACCAGCGAAGAAGAGGAGGGAGGUCAGAGGGCAGCCUUCAACACUGCCUGGCUAGGCUGUCUGGUGUGUGUCCAGCAGUUCACCAUGGUAACGGAGAGGUUCCUCCAAUCAGAUUUCCCCUCCUACCAACACCUGGACCAGGAGGAGUACAUCACACACAGACACUGCAGAGUCUACCUGCAGUUUUCUCUGGACCACCUCCACAUCCUGAGUCCGUCUGUUGCCAUGGUUACACAUCUGGGACAGAGGGGGGAGGAGUCAGGAUGGGAUGUCACAGGCAGGAAGCAGAGAGAAGAAGAAGAAGGAGAGGCUCAUUCUGCAGGUAAGAAGAGACGAAGAGAAGCCUCCGCUUCCGCCGUUACCGCGACUACCGGCCCUGUGGGCGGCGGCUUCCGGCCCUGCAUCUCCAUGGUGAUCAGGGUAGAGCAGAAAGAGGCCGCGGCCUGGAGGAACAUGACAGCGAGGCUAAAGGGGGAAGAGGCGGGGCUAACACUGUGCUUCUCGGUCAGAGCCACUGUGAUUGGUCCAGUGGUCAGCUGGGGGCGGGACCCCAAGAACGGACCAAUGACAGACAAAGAGACGGAGACAGAGAGCGAGGACAAGGUGGUCCUGGUGCUCUCAGGUGGGUCCGCUCGCUGGUUCCCUCUCCUCCAGCCCGGAUGUUUCUACAGACUCACUGCUCCCAACACACAGGAUCCCAGUGUUUUGAUUGGCUGUGGGGUUUCUGGGCUGAACGGGGUGGAGCUACACACUGACUCCACCCUCCAGGUCGGAUCUGAUUGGAGGCUCCACACUCUACCCCGCCCACUGCUGCAGGCUCGCUCGCCCACAGUCCGGUCCGUCUCUGACAUCUUGGACUGCAGGUCAGAGUUGGUGUGUUUUCAGGCUCAGGUGUGUGACAGGAUCAGUCUCAACGACAGGACCAGUGACUCUGGUGCAGGUGUGUGUGCCGGUGUACGACUCACAGUGUGUGACCAAACUGGGAGGACUCUUCAGGUGUACCUGGACUUGAGCCACACCCCCUACCCACCAGGCCUGUUGCCCGGCAACAAACUGCUGCUGUCUUCUUUCCAGCGGAGAGUGUCCAGGUCAGGAGGUGUGUACUGCAGCUCUCUUCCUGUCAGCUCAAUAAGUGUCAUCGCACUGGGAGAUACGAGCUCUGUCCGGCCUCCUCCUGCUCCCAUGAUGCAUCUGGGUGUGUGGGCCGUGAGCAGAGAGCAGAGGUGCAUUGUGGGUCAGGUCAGAUGUCAUGUGGUGUGUUUCCUGUUCCUGCAGCUGCAGUGGAGCUGCUCGCUAUGUGGGAGUCUGUACAUACAGACUUGUUCCAGUUCUCAGUGUCCGUCGACUUCGUCCGUCUUUCAGUCCAAAGCAAAGCUGGUGAUCGAUGACGGCACCGGUGAGGCCCACGUGUGGUUCUCGGGUGCUCUGGUUCGUCCUCUGCUUGGAUUGGCUGAUUCUGAGUGGGAGGGGCUUCAAAGAGCACUGAGGGUCAGAGGUCACGUCAGAGUCUACCCCCGGGGGCGGAGCGUGGUGUGUGACCCUGACGACCCCCUCCUCCAUUUCCUGUUGUGCGUGUGCAGCCGUGACGUUGUGUGUCGUCAGCUCUCUCUCACCUGCCGAAAACAGAACAAGCCGAUAUCAGAAGAUAUGAAACGGUUCAGCAGAGGAGAACGAGACUUCCUGACCAGAGUGACUCCUCCUCCACAGCUCACCUGUCUGCACCUGAACUCUGACUGAUCUCACCUGAACUCUGACUGGUCUCACCUGAACUCUGACUGGUCUCACCUGUCUACACACUGACACACAGACAGGAUGUCGGCCACAGGAAGAGGCGGAGCCAGUUUACUUUCCUUUGAAUGGUAUAUCUUAAUUUUACAGGAUUUGUUGAUAAAAGUUGUUAAAUCUUCA